AGUUCAGAUGGAACACUCCAGAUCCCUGUCUUUUACCAGCGCAAUUCCUUGGCGAUCAAUGCGACAGUGUGCAGAGUUGAAGAAUUUGAACAAAUGUGGAGCGUGAAUUUCAAAUACCGCACUACUUUGGUCCAGAAAGUUUCAACAGCAGAAGAAGACCAUGGUUGGAUAGUGGCUGAAGUCUCUCGAAACUACUUGGAGCUAGAUGAUGCAUUUGGCCGCAUUCCUGAAGUUGAUGCUCAAGAAGAAUCCUGCGUAAUCCUCACAAUUCUCUCUGAGCGGAAUGAAAACCUUGAAAGUUUUGGUGGUCUGCUAGGUGAUGGUGGAGUGCAAGUUGAACUAGACUAUGAACCUGGAACGCCUGUGGAUGAUCGAGUGGCAGCUGAAUUUGCAGCAGCCGAGAUGGAUGCAGAAGAGCGAGGUGAAGAAAUUGUUGGAAGAGAUAUCCCAGAGUUUCAGCAGGUUGCACCAGCUUUACGUGAAGAUAUUGCAGAUGAAAAUCAAGUGAUUGUUGGUGACCUUGUGAUCACUCCUAACAGUUCAGUCGUGACUCUGAGAGAGACAGCAAAGUAUUUGAAAUUUUUAGCUUCUGGCAGCAAAACCAAAAUCUUUAGGCAGUCCCAAAAAACAGAUGAGCGUUGGGAUCCUGAGAUGAUUCUAGCAAUGCAGGUAGGACCAUGGGAUAUGAAGCGUGGAAUUCAUACCCAAGUUCAACCUGAACUUCCUCUUCCUCAACCUGUUCCAAGAGUUGUUGUACCUCCUGGUCAAGUUGAACCAGAACUUGAUGUUGAUGCUGCCGGCGUGAUCAAGUAUGCCAAAGAGAACCCAUUAGAAGACCUUGAUGAAGGUGAACAGCUUGAUGCAGCUGGAGAAUCAAAGGCAGGCGGGGCAGCACAACAUGAUGGAGUUGUUGUGGAUUCAGUUUUUGAUGAUGAUUUGAUUGAACAGCAAGAGCGUGAGAGAAAGGAGUCUGAGAAGAGGAAAUCAACCAGUUCAUUGCGUUUGCCGGUUUCAGUAAAACAAAGAAUUCAAGAAGCAGAAGCAACAAAGCGACCUCAAGAAGAAGGACAUGAAAGUGCUGCGAAGUUGGUUCGAUUUCGAGAUCUUGUCUCCCCUUGUCUCCCAGUGUACCCCUUCUUGUUUCCCUUUGUUGGAUGGUGUGUCCGCCUUCCGGAGGGUCUUGUCUCCCUUUGUGUACCAUUGUACCCCUUCUUGAUGCCCUUUGUUGGAUGGUGUGCCCGCCUUCCCCAGGGUCUGGUCCCCCUUUGUCUCCCAUUGUACCCCUUCUUGUUUUCCCCCUGUUGGAUGGUGUGCCCGCCUUGCCGAGGGUCUUGUCUCCCUUUGUCUCCCAUUGUACCCCUUCUUGUUUCCCUUUGUUGGAUGGUGUGUCCGCUUUCCCAGGCUCUUGUCUCCCCUCGUCUGGGAUUGUACCCCGUACCUCUUCCUGUUUCCCCUUGUUGGAUGGUGUGCGCCUUUCCGAGGGUCUUGUCUCCCCUUGUCUGCGGUUGCACACCUUCUUGUUUCCCUUUGUUGGAUGGCGCGUCCCCCUUUCCGAGGGUCUUGUCUCCCUUUGUCUCCCAUUGUACCCCUUCUUGUUUGCCUUUGUUGGAUGGUGUGUCCCCCCUACGGAGGGUCUUGUCGCGCUUUGUCUCAUAUUGUACCCCUUCUUCUUUUCCCUUGUUGGAUGGUGCGUCCGCCUUCCCGAGGGUCUUGUCUCCCUUUGUCUCCCAUUAUACCCCUUCUUGUUUCCUUUUUGCCGAGGGUCUUGUCUCCCUCUGUCUCCCACUGUACCCCUUCUUGUUUCCUUUUGUUGGAUGGUGUGUCCGUCUUCCCGAGCAUCUUGUCUCCCCUUCUCCCCACAUUAUCUCCCUUCUUGUUCUCCAAACAGUGUACUGCUCUAGGGGUUCUCAACGCAUUCUUAAGGUGUCCAGCUUGGUCUUGUCUCAUCUUGUCUCCCUUUGUCUCCCAGUCUCCCUUCUUGUUUCCUUUUUGUUGGUUGGUGUGUCCGCCUUCCCGGCCCUUGUCUCCACUUGUCUCCCGUUGUCUCCCCACAUGUGUGCCUGUGUUGGAUGA
Messenger RNA from Cladocopium goreaui, 2073 nucleotides. Lineage: Eukaryota; Dinophyceae; Suessiales; Symbiodiniaceae. The record is from the annotation of a GenBank genome assembly.